Messenger RNA from Bufo bufo (common toad), 786 nucleotides. Its product is annotated as mucin-6-like. The record is from RefSeq and is a predicted model, not a curated record. The transcript is spliced from 4 exons. Lineage: Eukaryota; Metazoa; Chordata; Amphibia; Anura; Bufonidae. The coding region runs from base 254 to 679 and encodes 141 amino acids.
ACAUGGAUGCAUAUUCACUUGUAUUGCUGACAUGUAAUACCCCAUUUCUCCUGAAGUGGCCACUGCAGGGAAACUGAGCGGCCACAUUGUGCUUCCCCUAGAGAUCACCAGAGAUUAGAGAAGCUGCACCCACAUCCAUCAGUAGAUUGUGGAUGUGACUUCAAUCUGAAAUGAAGUUGUCAUACUUUGAAAAUAUCCAACUGAUUUACUCAAAUGUGCCAUCAUGGAAAAAAGUUAGACCUCCCAGUUAAACAUGACACGAACAAUCACAUUGCUGCUGAUAUCCCUAGGUGUGCUCCUUGCUCUGGUAACAGCAAAAUCAAUACCUGACUGUACAGAUGGCAAAGUAUAUACUCCUUGUAGGGCCGCCUGUCGACCAACCUGCGAUAACCCUGAUCCUGCAUGCAAUUUUAUGUGUGUUCCAGGUUGUUUAUGCCCAAAUGGCACUGUAGAAAAUAUCUGGGGUGAAUGUGUGGAAAAGGAUAAGUGCAGACUCUGCAGCGGGAACACAACAUAUUCCAAUUGUGCCAAUAACUGCAUCGGUGUUGUAUCUCCCCCACAAUGCCUUAGAAUAGCCUGUAUGCAAGGCUGUGCAUGUAAACCCAACUACGCGCUCCUACCUGACAGAAAGAGAUGUGUCCUUCCACAGGAUCUUCCACAGGAGGGCUCCAACAAGUAAACCAUCCCAUGUGUGUCUUAUUAGCAAUCAUCAAAAUUGAAAGUGACCUCGUCCUAUUAUAUAGAGAUGUGUCUGAUGAAAAUAAAAUGAUUUCUGACAUUGUUCUU